UGUCGUCAAAAGCAAAAAAGCAUCGCAACGGUUGAGAUCGCUUUGUCGGAUCGUCAUCUAUAAAAAGACAUAGCUAUUUGAACAACAACAACGAAAAUCCAGUCAGUCGCACAUUAUGUCAAUUUUCUCGAAAAUUUUGCUAUUACGAUGUGCUGCUGGUGGUGGAGGUGGAACUGGAGCCUAUCGCCAUUACAGUGUCCCGGCACAGAAUCAUUUACGUGAAUUAUUGAGCACUCAAUUGGCCAAUAUUAAGGAGGCAGGGACCUUUAAGGCUGAACGUAUUAUAACAUCAGCACAAAGCACCGAAAUUACUGUCCAAGGUAGUGAUAAAAAGAUACUCAACUUUUGUGCCAAUAACUAUUUGGGAUUGGCGAAUAAUGAGGAAAUUGUCGAGUAUAGUCAGAAUUUAUUGUCCAAAUAUGGAGCUGGCUUGAGUUCAGUUCGCUUUAUUUGUGGCACUCAGGAUAUACACAAGCAGUUGGAGAAAAAGAUAGCCCAAUUUCAUGGAAGAGAAGAUACCAUACUCUAUGCCUCGUGUUUUGAUGCCAAUGCUGGUCUCUUUGAGGCAAUUCUAACUCCCGAUGAUGCUGUCUUUUCGGAUGAACUGAAUCACGCCUCGAUUAUUGAUGGUAUACGUCUUUGCAAGGCCAAGAAGCAACGCUAUAAGCAUCGCAAUCUUGAUGAUUUGGAGCAAAAGCUGAAAAAUGACAGUGAUUCGAGAUUAAAAUUGAUUGCCACCGAUGGAGUAUUCUCCAUGGAUGGCAAUAUAGCUCCAUUGGCACGAAUUGUCGAAUUGGCCAAGAAAUACAAUGCCUUAGUAUUUGUCGAUGAAUGCCAUGCGACGGGUUUCUUUGGUGCCACCGGACGUGGCACUGAAGAGUAUGCCCAAGUUAUGGGCGAAGUUGAUAUUAUUAAUUCCACUCUUGGCAAGGCGCUUGGUGGCGCCUCUGGAGGCUAUACCACUGGGCCAACUGAGCUAAUUACAUUUUUGCGUCAAAAAUCGCGGCCCUAUCUAUUCUCGAACACAUUGCCCCCGGCCGUGGUUGCAGUUGGCCUAAAGGUAAUGGAUAUGCUGCUCAGCUCAAGCGAGCUAACCCAACGUGUCCAGAGUAAUACACAGCGUUUCCGUAGUGCCAUGACCAAGGCUGGUUUCACCAUAGCCGGUGAAAAUCAUCCCAUUUGUCCAGUAAUGCUAGGGGAUGCACGUCUCGCAUCUAAAUUUGCUGAUGAAAUGCUAACUCGCGGUAUUUAUGUUAUUGGCUUUAGUUAUCCGGUGGUUCCUGAAGGCAAGGCCCGCAUUCGUGUACAGAUUUCAGCUGCUCAUACUGAGACGGAUAUCGAUCGUGCCAUUGCUGCCUUUAUCGAAGUGGGACGCUCCUUGAAAGUCAUUCAAUAAUUGUGAAUGAGAUCCAAUUAAAAACUAUGUGCAUUUAUUAUGAUUAAAAUAAAGAGAAAACAUA
This is a messenger RNA of Drosophila willistoni, 1460 nucleotides long. It is a transcript of the gene Gcat, whose product is annotated as 2-amino-3-ketobutyrate coenzyme A ligase, mitochondrial. The record is from RefSeq and is a predicted model, not a curated record. NCBI's taxonomy places the organism in Eukaryota, Metazoa, Arthropoda, Insecta, Diptera, Drosophilidae. The transcript is spliced from 4 exons. Gene Ontology annotation, molecular function: pyridoxal phosphate binding; glycine C-acetyltransferase activity. Bases 116 to 1396 code for a protein of 426 amino acids. Gene Ontology annotation, biological process: L-threonine catabolic process; biosynthetic process.